AUGCCGCUGGCAGUGUUGGCAAUGGCCAGUGGUGAUCAGGGAGUGGGGGCCCAAGCCCGGCGUCGUUGGUUGCUGCACACGAGCCCGGAGGUGGUGUUCAGCCCGGCUUGCUGUCCUUCCCGGCUCCUCGGCCAGGUCCAGGCUUGGACGGCUGUCAUUGGAAGCCAAACUCUCCUUGAUGAAGCAACUGUUAUCUCAGGAGUUAAGCUUGCUAAACAAGUCCAUAAGGAAGUUCGAAGGGAUGUAGAAUCAUGGAUAUCCCUUGGGAAUAAGAGACCUCAUCUCACUGUCAUUUUAGUAGGAGACAACCCAGCCAGUCAUACAUAUGUAAAAAAUAAGAUAAAAGCUGCUGCAUAUGUAGGUAUUCAUAGUGAGAUAAUUCUGAAGCCUAAAGACAUUUCUCAGGAAGAACUUUUAGAUCUGACUCUCCAGUUAAACAAGGAUUCAAAAGUUAGUGGUAUAUUAGUCCAACUACCUCUGCCAGAUCACAUAGAUGAGAGAACAGUCUGCAAUGCUGUUGCUCCUGAAAAAGAUGUUGAUGGAUUUCACGUUAUCAACAUCGGACGACUUUGUUUAGAUCAGCCUUCUGUGAUACCUGCCACAGCUGCUGCUGUUUGGGAAAUUAUCAAACGAACAGGAAUACAGACAUUUGGAAAAAAUGUUCUUGUAGCUGGAAGAUCUAAGCAUGUAGGAAUGCCUAUUUCAAUGCUUUUACAUACUGAUGGAGGGCAUGAAAGGCCUGGAGGUGAUGCUACAGUGACGAUUACUCACAGAUACACUCCAAAAGAGCAGCUGAAGAUCCAUACCCAACUGGCAGACAUUAUAGUAGUAGCUGCAGGUAUUCCCAAGUUGAUUACAGCUGAUAUGGUUAAAGAAGGUGCCACUGUGAUUGAUGUAGGAAUCAACCACAUCCACGACCCUCUUACAGGGAAGACCAAAUUAGUAGGGGAUGUGGACUUUGAUGAGGUGAAGAAGAAAGCUGGCUUUAUCACUCCAGUACCAGGAGGAGUAGGGCCCAUGACUGUUGCAAUGCUACUGAAGAACACACUCCUCGUUGCUAAAAAACUCAUCCUCUAGAAAAUAGCUGCUGCAUUAAAAAAAAAUUGAAGUCAUUCUAUUUAUUGAUAUGCAAAACAUUUAUUUUUACUACAAAUUAUUUAUUUCUACAUUUUAUUUAUUUUUUCAUGUGAAAUAUUUGAAUGGGAUUAUGUACAAAAUGUUACGCUAUCUUAUGUUACUUCCUAUUGCUGAAUUGUGAGUAAAAGAAAUCACAGCUACAGCUUUCACCUGUAUUGUUCUGUGGGUAAAUCUACAUUAACAUAAAGAACUAGCAGUAACAUUAAAAAAAAAUACUUAUGGGCACUGAUACACAAAUGUGGAGGCCACUCCAACAUGCUGGAAUGCCAGCGCAUUGGAGCAGACUUGAUUAAUUGAGUCUGCUGGAGAGUGGCAAUUACCAUGCUCCAGCACCCUCCUUGAGUCUUGUAUAUCA
This is a messenger RNA of Alligator sinensis (Chinese alligator), 1492 nucleotides long. It is a transcript of the gene MTHFD2L, whose product is annotated as methylenetetrahydrofolate dehydrogenase (NADP+ dependent) 2 like. Gene Ontology annotation, molecular function: methenyltetrahydrofolate cyclohydrolase activity; methylenetetrahydrofolate dehydrogenase (NAD+) activity; methylenetetrahydrofolate dehydrogenase (NADP+) activity. Gene Ontology annotation, biological process: tetrahydrofolate interconversion. Lineage: Eukaryota; Metazoa; Chordata; Crocodylia; Alligatoridae. The transcript is spliced from 9 exons. Gene Ontology annotation, cellular component: mitochondrion. The record is from RefSeq and is a predicted model, not a curated record. Bases 1 to 1077 code for a protein of 358 amino acids.